GCUUAUCAAACCGCAAUAAAAGGGAAAAAGAAGAAAGGGCUAAGAAAAGCAGUCCACAAAAGAAGUCCAUGGCGGAAUGAAGAGUGAAGCAAGGCAGUACUAAAUAGAAAUCAAGCACUCAGGACGAUUUUCACUAAUGGGUCGGAGCGAAGCUGCUACCAGAUGUCAUAGGUCUAAGAGCAGACACAAAGAAGAGAGAAAAUCCAGAUCCUUGUCAUCUUCAGGCAUCGGCAGACAAAGUCCAAGUCCACAAAAGAAACAUGAACGGACCUCUGAGAAGAUGAAAAGGAGGAGGAGUCCUUCAACCUCUUCAUCAUCUUCAAGCUCCUCUAUCUCAUCCAGUGAAAAAGAGGCCAAGAAGAAGAAGAAGAAGAAACACAGAGAAGCCAAAAAGAAAAUGAAGCAUAAGAAGAAAAAGGAGAAAAGAGAAAAGAAGUUGCAAAAAAAACUUUCAGAGAAAGCUGUAAGAGAGGAAGUGGCAGCUUCUGUUCAGACUCCUGUUUCAGUUGGUCCCCAAAAAUUCCUGCAGACCUGGCAGAGUGAAGAGUCUAAAGAACAUGGCCCUGUCAUGACUGAUGAACAAAUGGCCAGACUUCACACCAAGAGACCAUUGACAAAGGAGGAAUAUGAGGCCAGGCAAAGUGUCAUUCGUCGGGUCUACGACUCUGAGACAGGCCGUACCAGGCUUAUUCGAGGAGAUGGAGAAAUUUUAGAAGAGAUUGUCAGCCAGGAAAGACACAAAGAAAUCAACAAGGUGCAGUGCAUGUCUUAAAUUCAAGCAACUAGAGGAGAUGGUGAUGCCUUCCAGAAGAGAUUAGGGAUCAGCAGGUAGCGAGACUGAAACCAAUUUUAAAACCAAUUUGAAUGAUCCUGUAGAUCUUAAGACUGGACUGUGAAAAUCUUUCAAGUAUCCUCCUCCUGCAUUCUACCAGAAUUCAGCAAUUUUCUAUUCAGAUACUCUUUUGUUUCCGUGUUAUUCUUCUGACAAAAGGUAAUUCUUACAGGCUGUUUUUUCUGCUACACUUAGUUGGCCAGUCAUAACUAAAUGUAAUCGAAAUGUGGUUCUUUUAUGUCAGCAGUUCAAACUUCAUGUAAUGCAUAUUUAAUAAUAUGCAUAGUAACAAUUUACUUUUUGCUGUUCCUUUUUAAUUAAAAUUGACAUUUUCCAUUUGGAAACAUGGUAUAUAAGAUGGCAUACAAAAA
Molecule: messenger RNA, 1203 nt
Organism: Myxocyprinus asiaticus (Chinese sucker)
Lineage: Eukaryota; Metazoa; Chordata; Actinopteri; Cypriniformes; Catostomidae
Gene: arl6ip4
Product: ADP-ribosylation factor-like 6 interacting protein 4
Exons: 6
Coding region: 137-772 (211 amino acids)
Source: RefSeq, a predicted model, not a curated record